Messenger RNA from Thyridium curvatum, 1047 nucleotides. RefSeq lists its product as uncharacterized. Lineage: Eukaryota; Fungi; Ascomycota; Sordariomycetes; Thyridiales; Thyridiaceae. The record is from RefSeq and is a predicted model, not a curated record. The transcript is spliced from 3 exons. Bases 1 to 1047 code for a protein of 348 amino acids.
AUGCGUUCCUUCCCUUGUGGCCUUAUCCUUCUCUUCACUGCUGUGACGGCUUCGUCUCUUCAGGGCCAUGUUCCUAGAGGGACGACGGACCCGGAUCCUGAACGUUACUCAUCCUGUGCUGUUGAGGACUCGGGAUUUGUGCCAGGGGAUGCUGUGCAAGCGGCCAACUUUGUGGUUGAAAAGCUAAUCCCUUCGGAGGGCCGCUACAUCACCACCAACUACUGCUACUACAAACUGUUGAAUACUACCGUUGUCGGUGUUUGCAACGGUGCCGCACGCAACCGCACCAUCACGGCGGAUGAGACUCGUCGAGGCAUUGACCAGAUUGUGAAGGAUUGUGGCGUGGAUAGCGGAUAUCAUGUGGUGAACAACCUGACAUUCUCCAUGUACGGGGUUAGGGGCGGUAUGAAGGCUCUUGUGCCAAAGACUUUUGCCUACCCUGAUUUUCCAGGAUGGGCCGAUGAAGAAACUGAGAUCAUUCCAGUGUUGCCACGGGCGCACGCACAGGUCAACAAUCGAUACUGCAGCAAGACCAAGCGUCAGGCCGGUACUACGAAGACGAUCGAGAAACGAAACUACGCCAUGAACGUAUCCAAUGCAACCUGCCCUGCUGUCUACAGGACAAGCCUGCGUCUCCGGCUGGAUCCUUCCGAUGUCGACCCUCGGGACGAAUUCAUUACCUGCUACGCCCCCUACCUACCUGACGAGGGUGGCAAUUACACCGACACAACAAUCGAGGCUCUGAAGAUCUGUUGUGGAAGCGACCCCGUCAUUGUUCAAGACGACACCCUUCUUUCAAUCCCACACCGCAACUGUUGGUACAGCUGUAACGUCACGAACUACGGGGCAGAAGUCAUAAAGAAGGAGGACAAGUCUGCCUUCACCUUCUGGACCAUCCAACAAUGCCUCCAAAUGCGUACUGAUCGUUCGACAAGGCUCCAAAACCUGGGAACUUGUUAUCCCAAGAACUCUAGCGGGAAAGUCAGGGUAUCAACGUCGCAACUAGGGCUUCUUUUCAUGCUUGUCACUGGCAUACUUCUGGGGUGA